CAGUGCAGAGCGCCGAGGGCCAGCAAGACGGGAGCGAAAGGCGGAGAUAGUGUAACCAGGAGGGGAAGCUUUAAGUGAAGGAUCUAAGCUGCAGAUAGUGCCACCAGAAAGGGAAACUGUAUGAAUGAUCCGCGCAGCAUCCCGGAGACAGUUCGCUCUCUGCGCCUAGUGCGUUUCGGCAUGAUCUAAACCCAAACCCAGAAACUGCGUGGACUGCGAACAACAUGCGGAGGGCUGACAUGAGGACCAGCACGCUGCUGUCCGCUUGCAUUUCCAUCUGCUUGCAUUUGGGGGCGCUGCCGCUCGGGGCCAGCGGGCAGUGUGAAGAGACCUCAGAAGGUUCCAGGCUCAAUCUUUCCAUGAAGUAUGUCCUGCCCAGCUUUUCGGCAGACACCCCCAUUCAGAGUCUCGUGGCGUAUGACGGCCAUGUGUACGUGGGAGCAACAAACAGGAUCUACUUGCUGGAUGAAGACUUACAGAAAGUCUCUGAGUACAAGACGGGGCCUGUGAUGGAGGGAAGGUCCUGCUCCCCCUGCCAGGACUGCAGCGAGGAGACCAACACCUCUAUUAGCGGCUUGAAGGACAACGUCAACAUAGCCUUGCUCAUGGAGACUUUUUACGACGAAGAGCUCUUCAGCUGUGGCUCCGCCCACGGUGGAGUCUGCUUCCGGUACGUCCUGGAUGGUGGGCGGCACCCCCCGCAGGUAGAGUGCAUGUACACCCCCAAGGCCAACGGGGGGCAGCAUGGGUGUCCCGACUGCAUCGCCAGCCCUGCCGGGACCCGCAUCCUCAGCAUCGAGAGCGGGGGCGUUGUCAGGUUCUUCGUGGGGAACACAGUGGCGCCCCCUAUGGCUCAUCAUGCCAUCUCCAUCCGGCACAUGAAGGAGACCCAGGACGGCUUCCACUUCUUCUCUAACCAGUCAUACAUGGACCUCGUGCCCCAGCUGCCUGACAGCUUCCUGAUCCGGUACGUGCACGCCUUCCGGAGCGGCCCACACGCCUACUUCCUGACCGUGCAGCCGGAGGACCGCAGCUCCCGCGCAUUCCACACACGCAUCGUGCGCAUGUGUGCCUCCGAGCCCGAGCUGCGCCGCUACGCCGAGCUGCCCUUCGAGUGCAUCCUGACGGAGAAGCGGAGGCGCCGGGCCGCCCGCGUCGAGGUCUUCAACGUCCUGCAGGCUGCCCACGUGGCCCGGCCCGGGCGGGCGCUCCGCGAGGAGAUGGGCCUGGAAGAGGGCGAGGACGUGCUCUUCGCUGCCUUCGCGCGCAGCCGGCCAGACUCUCCGGAAACUUCCCCCAGCUCAGCCGUCUGCAUCAUCCCCAUCCGAGACGUCAACAUCUUCUUCAGGGACUUCAUGCAGAAGUGCCACACGAGGCAGCCGUUCCACUUCAAAGGCUCACAAGAAAAGCGUUGCUUCAACUCGAGCUCCAUGGAUGAGGCCUCCAGUUGCGGGCAGCACGGCGAGGCCUACCAGCUGGAGGUCACCAGCACCAUGACGCGCCUCGACUACUUCAGCGGCCAGUUCAGCAGCGUCCUGAUCACCUCCAUCGCCGUCUUCUCCUUGGGGGAGCAGACCGUGGCCAACCUGGGAACGUCUAAAGGCCGGAUCAUCCAGGUCGUGGUCUCGCGCUCCAGACAGAGAUCUGCCCACGUGAACUUCCAGCUGGACUCCAAACCUGUGUCCCGUGAGCUGGAGCUGCUCUCCACCCAGCAGCCAGGGGGCGCCCUGCUGUUGGUGACAGGAAACAAGCUGACCAAGGUUCCUCUGGAGGGCCCGGGCUGCGAGCCCCUCUCUACCUGCACCUCCUGCCUGCUGGCUCCAGCCUUCAUGGGCUGCGGCUGGUGCCAGGACCACUGCUCCAGGUCCGGGCAGUGCUCCCCCUCACGCUGGACCCGGGAUUCCUGCCCCCCCACUAUAUCCGUGAUCUCCCCAGCUAAUGCCCCCAUCGGAGGGAACACACGCGUCACCAUCUGUGGGAGGGAGUUCGGCUUUAACAAGAGCGAAAGGUUCGACGCCAGUCUCGUGGACGUCCAUAUUGGCGGGAACCCGUGCAAGCUGGACGUGAGAGAGAGCAGCAGCAAUCGGCUCGUUUGCACACCUAGUGCGGCACGAACGCCGCUCAGUAACGGCGUCGUCACGGUGAACAGCGGCGACAGCCAGGCUCACAGAGACGGCUUCUCCUUCGUGGAGCCUAUCAUCACCGAAAUCUUCCCUGACUUCGGGCCCAAAUCCGGGGGAACGAUGCUGACGAUCCGGGGGGAUCAUUUGGACAGUGGGACGCUCAGACAGGUCUCCAUCGGGAACGUCCCAUGCCAGCUGCAGAGCGCCUCCCGCAGCAUGCUGACGUGCAGGACCCCCCCCCACGGCGCCCUGGCCCAGGUCCCUGUCUCGCUUAGCAUCGACUCCGCACUGAGUGAGGCCCCCGGCAUGUUCAGCUACAAUCAGGACCCUUUCAUCGCCCACAUUCAACCGUCGCGCUCCUUCAUCAGCGGGGGCAGCACCCUCUCCGCACACGGAGCCUUCCUGCGCUCGGCGCUGCAGCCCCAGAUGCUCGUCACACCAGCCCACGAGGGGAAGGUGUUCCAAGUGACCUGCGCGCUCAGCGAGGACAAACACGUGAUCCUGUGUACCACACCCUCCUUGAAGGACCUCAAGCUUCAGCCUCCAGUGGUGACCAAGGUCUGCUUCGUCCUGGAUGGCUUCUCGACCAAGCAGUUCAACCUGAUGUACGUGGAGGACCCCAAGUUCGAGGAGUUCGAGAAGCCCACCGUCACCUCGAAAGGCAACAGGAAUAUUUUGGAGAUCAAGGUGCCUCGUGUGGACCAGGAGGCUAUGCGGGGCGAGGUCCUGCGGGUGAGCAACCGCAGCUGUGAGAGCAUCUUCCUGGUGGGGAACACGCUGGAGUGCACCGUCCCGACGGAGCUGAAGACUGCCACCCGGGAGCUGGAGGUGGAGUGGAAGCAGGCGAGCUCCUCCGUGAUUCUGGGGAGGGUGGCACUGGCCCAGGCGCAGGAUUACAGUGGCCUCCUGGGGGGGGUGCUGUCUGUCAGCCUGCUGCUCCUGCUGCUGCUCGCCACCUUCGCCUGGAUGAGGAAGAAGAAGAGAAUCGAGGAUGUGGCGGUGGGAAUGGUCUGGUGCGACGGUCGGGCUCACAUCCCCCACCUGGACAUGCUGGCUAAUGCAAGGAGUAUCAGCCCCACCAACGAGAUGGUUUCCCAUGAGUCAGUGGACUACAGGACUACCUUGCUCGAGGACCAGAGCCCAGCCGCCUCGCAGGCCGAGUCCUGCAGGAUGCCCCUGUAUGCUCACUCAGAGCUGCCAGAGAGUGACCGGGAUGUGGUGAUGCCCCUCAGGCCAGAGGGUGCCCACAUCGACCUGGCAGGGCUUCCCCCUGAGCUCAUGGCUGAGCUGCAGAACGUGGUCAUCGCCUGCGAGGACCUGCUGCUGCACCUCAAUGAGGUCAUUGGGCGAGGACACUUCGGCUGUGUUUUCCAUGGGACUCUGUUGGACAAAAAUAGCCUCAAGCAGCACUGCGCUGUCAAGUCCCUCAACAGGAUCACAGACCUGCAGGAGGUGUCCCAGUUCCUGAGGGAGGGUAUCAUCAUGAAGGACUUCAGCCACCCCAAUGUGCUGUCGCUGCUGGGCAUCUGCCUGCCCCCUCAGGGCUCCCCGCUGGUCGUGCUGCCCUACAUGAAGCACGGGGACCUGUGCAACUUCAUCCGGGACGAGAAGCACAACCCCACGGUCAAAGACCUCAUGGGCUUCGGGCUGCAGGUAGCCAAAGGCAUGGAGUACCUGGCCAGCAAGAAGUUUGUGCACAGAGACCUGGCAGCCAGGAACUGCAUGCUGGAUGAGAGCUACACGGUGAAGGUGGCCGAUUUUGGACUGGCGCGGGACGUCUACGAGAAGGAGUACUACAGCGUGCACAACAAGAGCGGCGUCAAGCUGCCUGUCAAGUGGAUGGCGCUAGAGAGCUUGCAGACACACAAGUUCACCCCCAAGUCAGACGUGUGGUCCUUUGGCGUACUGCUGUGGGAGUUGAUGACCCGUGGAGCCCCUCCUUACUCUGAUGUCAGCUCCUUCGACAUCACCAUGUUUCUCCUGCAGGGGCGCCGUCUGCUGCAGCCAGAAUUCUGCCCCGACUCCCUGUAUAACACCAUGAUUGAGUGCUGGCACCCCAAGCCAGAGCGGCGGCCCACGUUUGCAGAGCUCGUUUCCAGCAUCACUGCAAUUUUCUCCAGUUUUAGUGGAGAGCACUAUGUCCUCCUGAACACGGCGUACGUCAACAUCGAGAAGAUGGCACCAUACCCCUCUCUCAUUUUUCCCCACUGUCAGCUGGAGCGAGAGUGUUGCACUUGAGACGUUCAAGUUCAUGGGGGCGUCAGGAACAGAUCAAACGAAGGUCUCUGCUUGAGAUUUUCGAGGCUUGUGCCAGACGAAUGAAAUAACUACAUUUUCCAGGUGACUGAGAGACGCUGGAGGCGAACCCUGCAAGGAUCAUCGAGGAGCAGAGCGACAGUCAGCCUGUGAGCUUGGAAUGAAUUAUACUCAUGAUUAUUUUCUGCUGAGUUGUCCCAAGAGGAACUGGCACGUCACUGCCAAUAAGAGCAGCCCAUCUGCCAGAGUUGUGUCCUGCACAUCACAUACCACAUUCCAGCUCUGCCUGGUGCUGCUGAAAGCUCUCCUGAGAGCUGUUAUUCAUCAGCAGCUGUUGUUGGCUUGGAGCAGUCAGAGGGCUUAUAUGGACAGGAGAUAUUAGACUGAUAAUGAUCUUCAUGGCAGAGUCAGUGAUCACUAUUAUCAAUCCUUAUCUACCAAACCUGCUACAUAUGGUGUAUUAUACUCCUUGGUUCCUGCUGAACUUUCUGUCUUCUGUCAGGGUCUUCAAGCAUCCAAAGGGCAUGUUCAUUGUUGUGACACAUAUACUGUAGAAUGCAAGUAAUAAUUGUACAAUACAUCUUUAUAUUUUGUGUCAUAAUUUCCAAAGUUCCUUUGAUCUAUUUUUCAUCAUGCUAUUGUAUUUCAAGCAACCUGUUGUGACAUUUCAGACCCUGAUAUCAUGGUGGAUCUGGAGGUUGAUGUCUCCAUGAAGCGGAAGUUUUCAUUUGUAAAUUAAAAUGUGUAAAUAGCAUGAUCUCAUUCAAAGGAAUGAGUAAGAGGUGUCGUUUUACUAUAAAGCAUGAACUAUGGCCAAUGGUAUCAUAGAAAUGGAAGAAGAAUGUUUCUGUUCUAGCAGGUAAUCAGCAUUCUGUGGCUUUGUUAUUGAAGCUUUUUAAACAUCAGUAUGUAGCUGUAGAUGUGCUUGGUACAUAUUCCUGUGUCAUGUGGUCAGUAUGCCUUCAUGUAAUAAAGAUGACUUGUACAAAUAC
This is a messenger RNA of Brienomyrus brachyistius, 5371 nucleotides long. It is a transcript of the gene met, whose product is annotated as MET proto-oncogene, receptor tyrosine kinase. Gene Ontology annotation, molecular function: transmembrane receptor protein tyrosine kinase activity; protein binding; ATP binding. The transcript has 21 exons. Gene Ontology annotation, biological process: phagocytosis; nervous system development; cell surface receptor protein tyrosine kinase signaling pathway. The record is from RefSeq and is a predicted model, not a curated record. Gene Ontology annotation, cellular component: membrane; signaling receptor complex. NCBI's taxonomy places the organism in Eukaryota, Metazoa, Chordata, Actinopteri, Osteoglossiformes, Mormyridae. Bases 225 to 4361 code for a protein of 1378 amino acids.